This is a messenger RNA of Mercenaria mercenaria, 7353 nucleotides long. Its product is annotated as synaptic vesicle 2-related protein-like. The record is from RefSeq and is a predicted model, not a curated record. The transcript has 3 exons. Gene Ontology annotation, molecular function: transmembrane transporter activity. Bases 1 to 1590 code for a protein of 529 amino acids. Gene Ontology annotation, biological process: transmembrane transport. NCBI's taxonomy places the organism in Eukaryota, Metazoa, Mollusca, Bivalvia, Venerida, Veneridae.
AUGACCUUGACCUCGGACGUAAACAAACCGGCAUGGAAAAGGUCAGACCAUGCAUAUGCAACACUUAAAAUAAUUUAUGUAAAUUUUCACUUAAAUCUACUAUUAACAAUGGAUAUUCGUGAAGAAGAAUUGCCACUGACACCAGUACGAAAGGAAAUACUUUUGGACGAUGUAUUAUCAACACUUAAAUUUGGAAAAUUUCAUUUUAAAAUGUUGAUUCUCACAUGUGGGGCUUAUUUCUCAGCAUGUGCAGAAAUGAUGUUGAUAGUUUUUCUAAGCAAACCGAUAAAAUCAGAAUGGAAUUUAGAUGAUAUGAUAUUUCCAUUGUUACCAUUUUGUUGUGGAAUCAUCAGUUUGAUUAGCAGUUUCACGUUUGGUUCAGUCAGCGACAAAUUUGGAAGACAGAGGCCAUUGCUAGCUGCCUUGAUUUCAGUUGCAGUCUUUGGCAUUUCGUCGGCAUUUGCUCCAUAUUUUUGGACGUUUGUGAUACUAAGAGCAUUCGUUUCUUUUGGAACCUCAGGAAUAGAAACUGUAGACUUUGUCCUUCUUUUGGAAUUUUUACCAAAGAAGAAUCGGGGAUGUACUAUGGUUGUCAUCACUCUGUGUGGUGCUUUUGGCGCACUGUGCUCCGCAGGUCUUGCUUGGGUCAUCUUACCUAGGUUCGGAUGGCGAUGGUUUGUUGGCGCAUGUGCAGUUCCCUCUUGUAUUGUUCUGGCAUACAGACUAUGGUUCAAGUUUGAGUCUCCACGAUACCUGUACAUCAGUGGGCAGAGACACCGAGGACUGGAAGUAUUGAAAGAAAUAGCCAAACAAAAUAAUACCAAUUUACCGGAAGGGGAUAUUGUGUGUCCACCGAGUCCCGAGCGCGGAAGAGUACAGGAUCUGUUUUCUAAGAAACUACGUGGAAGGACCGUAUUUUCAAUGUUGGUUUGGUUUUUUCAAUCAAUGGGUUUUUGGGGCGUUACAAUGUAUCUGCCAGAAUACCUAGGGUCCAUAGAUAUAGACCCAUAUUUCAACAUGUUUGCCGUUUACAUUGGAGAAAUACCAGGUCUAUGUUUAACUAUGGUAUUUAUAGAACAUAGGAAACUCGGCAGGGUACGGUGCUUGAGGUUAUUCUCGUUUUCUACAGCCAUAGGACUUCUUUUAUUUGCAUUUAUUAAUGUACCUAUAGCUAAAACAGUAUUUGUUGUAUUGGUAUAUUUCUUUAUGGUACCAAUUUAUUCAAUACUCAACACAUAUACACCCGAGCUAUAUCCUACCGACAGCAGAAGUAUUGCCAUAGCCUCCAUGUACAUGGUGAUAGCAUUUCCUGGUAUUAUCACAGCGUUCAUUGGAGCGUCUGUCCUGUCCACAAAUAUCACGUGGUUGUAUCCGACAGUUGCCGCCGGAUUUUUCUCGUUACAAUUUCUCUUCACCUUUGGCCUCACCUCUGAAACUGCGGGACGGUCGCUGAACGACACGAAGCAGACUACCCAAGCGGACAUGAUCUCACAAGCAGCAGUGACUACGCCAGUUGUCCAAAACGGCAGUAUCGGAAAUGGAGAUGUAGGGAAUAAUUGCGAUGUAACAGACGCUUCUCCAAUGUUAUGAUGUACAUUUUGUCUGUAUAACAGCCUAGUUGUAACUAUUUUGCCCAAACAUAAGCGACUUAAGUCAGCGUUGUUAUUGUGUUCUCUUAGCCAUAUCCGAGAUUUACGAACGUCUUGUUCAAUUUAUUUUAAAUUAUUUUGAAACAGGGUCUCCCUGCAAGGUAUUAGUCCAGAUAUUUUUAUAGUCCCAUUGUUUUUCACAGGGCAUUCGUGUAUAAGUAUUCAGCAGAAGUACCACGUACUCGUGCAUUACAGAUUUUCAAAUGUUACAAUCACGUUUCAGUUUUAUAUCUAGAUGGUUUGUUUUUCAUGUGGUUGGAGGAGUGGGUUGUUUAUAAGAAGUAGUAUCAGUCAUGUUACCAAAGAAUUUUUACUUAUUCAAAGUUUGUAUUUCAACCACAAACGUAUUACUGAAUUGAAAUUGAUAGAAUCUUGCUUGAACAGUUCUUUUCAAACAUGAUCUAAGGUCAGUGCAUUAUUUAAAUCAAGGACGACAGCGGAAAUUUCCCUUUGACCUUGGUAAAUAUUUAGUGACUCCUUAUAAACAUCAGAAAAGCUUGACCUAUACCUUUGUUUUUAGGAAAAUAAAUAUUUCAUGUUUUCAAUUUAGACAAAAUUAAAAAAAAAAAUCAGGCUUAUUCUGGUCUCGGAAGUAAAUUUAGGGUAUGUGUGAAUACACAAAAUCAGGGUUUGUGUUAAUGCUCACGAAUGUUUUUUUUGUUUUGUUAAACCAAAAUGAGACUUACAAAACAGGGUACUUGCAAAACAGCGAUUCUCUUACACUAUUUGGUUUAAACAUAUCUAUUCCCAAGAAUAAACAUACUUAUAUUUACAUACUAACAUUUCAAGUAUUGUUGAUGGAAAGGAAUAGAACGAAAGACAAGUCUUAUUGCGUUCUUCUCCUAGCUUAUAUUUAAUAGAUAUUGUAAUUUAGAAAUAGUUCACCCAAAUGUUACAGAUAUAGAAUGCAACAAAACUUGUAGUUUUAGUUCCUGUAAUGUAACUUACUUGAACUGUAAUUCUGCACGUUUGAAUACAAUGUAGAACUUUAUUAAAUCAUAUUGUUUGAAAACAUCACUUAUCCGGAAGAAAUUAUACCAAUAAAAAAAGAUAAUGUCGUGUGCUUAAUUUUUUAUUAGACUGACAAAUUAUUGGCCCUCAGGUCAAUUUUCAUAGUUUGGAUUUCUAUGUGAAAGCCACACAUUUGCGCGUAAAGAAAAAAACUCUAAAAUACCUAUUUGCAAUCAUAUGACCAAAUAGAAUGUGUAGGUCCAUGUGCAUCUUGUAAAAUGUUGGAAAGCUUUUAAUAAGACUAGCAUCAAUUACUUACCUCACCAAGGCGACUUACAGAGCACGCAACUCUGGUCACAAGUCCAAGGUUAAGGUCACACUUGAAGGUCAAAGAUCAGGUAGCUUAACCUCGUGUCGACUCCGUAUCGUCUAAACGUCUUGAUUUUCAUAAAACCAGCAUCAGUUGUUUACUUCAUCAAGACGAUUUACAGAGAAUAUGACCCGUGUCACUAUUUCAAGGUGUCCAUUCCAUAUCGUCUAAAACACUUUUAAUGAAUUUUAUGAAAUUAGCAUCAGUUAACCUCCUCCAGUCGGCGUGCAGAGUGCAAAACCCAGGUUACUAGGUCCAGGGUCAAGGUCACACUUGAGGUCAAAGGUUAUGGUCACAACAUUUUACUUUCCCUGCAUCCCUUUCCUUUCAUAGCGUCGUCUUGAGGUAUUAAUCGCCGUUAAUGUUACUUUAGUUUUGAAUUAUUUUUACAUUAAAACAUAUCUUUUGUCAAAAUUAAUCUUAAGCAAAAUAAUAGCGCUAACAUUUAAGACAGGGAAUAUAAUUGGUUCAAGACAAUAGGGUCAUAAUGCCUUUGUUUAUAACGUGGCAGCCACAUGCUUUGUUCUAAAUAUAAAAUGUACUAAUUUCUUAUUAAUUUAAGUUUUUCCGCAAAUAUUUGUAAAAGGUAUGAACACUGAUUAACAUAUUAGGAGGUAUUACAGAAACCAUUAUCAUUCAUUAACCUCACUUUAGGACUGUAACUAUGCAAAUUCAUGUGUAAUAUUGAAAGUAGCAUUUUUCUUACCAUGUAAUAUGCAUAUUCUCUACAUGGAUAGCUCUGCACUGUUAGACUAGCCACUAGACUGAUAAUAAAUAUAUUUCUACAAUUUCCUUUUUUUCAAUGAAUUCAGUUUUAUAGAGACAAAAGCUAGUCUAUUUUAGAGAUUUUCACAGGGGAAUGAUGUUGAAAUUAUCAUGAUAUUGGACAUGGCUCAGUUCACUACAUUUAAUCAUAAAAAUGUAAAAAAGAUAUAUCAUAGUCUAGGAGCUAGUCUACUGCACUGUCUAUGACAUAAAAAUAAAAGCAUUGUGGAACUUUAACUUUACCGGUGAAGUUCUUUUUAUCACCACAUAUGAGAAGUCCAAUACUUGCACAUACGUAGAUUUUAGCAUAAUAUUUUGUUGUAAGAUGUUUUAUAUCAUUGUAUUUAUUUUGUUUAGUGAUACAAUGUAAUCAUAAGAUUUACAUUAAAUUAUAAAGCUUGCAUUACAUUCCUGUCAUUGAAAGCCAUUUAGCUGAAAAGUGCAUCACGACAACAUCUUCCCCAAUAUUUUCCUAACACCUCAUUGCAAUCUCUCAGAACAAGAUAGUAGCUUUCUUGCAUGGAGUUUUCUCGGAGCUGCUCUAGUUGGUCUUGGUCCUUCAAAAAAUGAUGAUGGACGAAUCAUUUUAUUUGCUUCAGUGGACUAUAAAACUAUGAUCAUUCUUGUUUUGUCCGUUUGGAGAUUUUAAAGACCUUUCCCAGAAUGUAUUAGGUUAUAUACUUUCUAGAUACAAACCUUUGAGGAGUUUAGCGAAUAUAAUUUCAUAAAACCUUAUACGUCACCUUAAUGGUUUAUGUAUAUGAAAUAGAAAAGACUCGUUACAUAUGCUUUUCUAUCUGAGAGCUUUUUUGUCAGUUCAAGCGGAACUGUCUGACCACUGGCUCAUUUUUACUUUGUUUGAUCCUCAGCAUUUCCAAAUUUCUAAAGGGGUCAUACACCUUCCCCUGUCGCUAUAUAUAUAGAUCUUGUCCAAACUUUGUCUGAAAAUCCUCUCAGACAUGUCGUAUGGUUUUGCCAAGUAGUUCAUCGCAUUACGAGAACUGAAAAAGAAAGCGUUUGAUUUGCACCAAACCUGGUUUUAACUUAUAGCAUGACACCCAGUGGCAAAAGCAAAUCGCAGAAAUUUAAUUAAAAAAAAACCUUAUUGCUGUUAAGUUUGUGUAUCUUAUGAAGCAGAGUAUCGAGUGAAAUUUGUUUUUACGACUAGCCAGUGAUACUUUAAUUUAUUAAUUUAAUGUGUUUUUAAACAGGGUACUUGCGUUUCCAUAGAAUCAUAGACAGAAGACAUAGAUACAAGACCGCUGCAACAUGUAGAAUAUACACGUCAUGAUGUCACAUAUUCUCUGCCCGUCAGUAUACACCCUUCCGUCAGUCACAAUACGUGGAUCCUACGAUACUUUUAAAUAUAAGGCAUUGUUUUGCAAUAAAAUAAAUAGAGUAAUGGAGAAUAUGCAGACCGUUUAAUUUCGUUACUACAUCUGAAAAUGCAGUUGCUAUAGCAACAAAAUGCGGUUGUUCUGAAAACAAAUAUACAUACACAUAAAAUACACAUAUUUUAUAACAAUUAUUCAGGUUUGUGCAGGGCACAUAUAUUGCGCGCUUGUACACUACAUAUGUAGAAAUGGUACACAAUUUAGACAUUUUACAUAGAUAUAUUAGGUGAAAUGCGUUGACUUCCCUAAAUGAACGUCACAAAGAACGGCAUCCCAAAGUACAUCAGUGCCAAAGCAUUUGACAAAGAUUUACGCUCGCUUAUUCUAAGACUACAACAAGGAAGGAUAUUGCACAAGUCCCGGUGUCCGCGUUCGCAUUGGUUAAAGUGUUCUUUUAUGAAGUCCGAUAUCUUCUUCAUUACUUAAUAUUCGAUAGAAACUUGCUGUUCUUGCCCAAAGUGACAAUGUAUAUUUUAGUUUAAUAAGAUGCGUAAUCAUACGUGCACUAUUUCCAGGGUUAUGCCUCUUUAUAACUUAGACAUUUUGGUUAAAGUUUUUAGCUCGACUAUUUGAAAUUUUUGUAACCACCCUUUCGUCCGCGUCCAUAUCACAAAAGUUUGGCAUGUAAGCAGGUUUCUCAACAACAGCUAGGCCAAACGCUUUCAAACUUCAGACGUGCCUUCAAAAUCAUUAGAUGACCGCCGAGGACAAGUUACUUAACUAUAGCUUCUAUUUUGUCAAAGUUAUGCCCCUUUUUAACAUAGAAAUUUUGUGAAAGUUCAGCAUGUGGGCAUUCAUUUUCACGAACUACAGAACAAAAUAUUUUCAGAUUCCAAAUAUCUUUAGUAUUAUGAUAUGAAAUGGCAAGUUUCAAAAUUCCGGCUUACAUUUUGGAAAAAAUAUGCCCUCAUUUCAUUUUAGAAAAUUUUGCUAAAGUUUUUGUAUGUACGCUACAGCUUUAGUGGAAGGGAUUCAAAUAGUCGAGCGCGUUGUCAUCAGACAGCUCUUGUUAUAAAGUCCAUGUUUUCUUCAUUACUUAAGAUAUUCAGUUGAUACUUGUUGUGCUUGCUCAUAGCGACAAUGUACUUAAAUGUGACGAGACAAUAUUUCCGCAGUUAUGCCCCUUCUAUAUCUUAGAAACUUCGAGUAAAGUUUUUGAGUAAAAUUCAAUAUUCUUUUCAUUACUUCAGAUAUUGUAGUGCGCCGGUAAAUCAAUCCUACUUUCGUUUUCACAACACACGUGCUCUUCGGUGUUUUGCAAUACAUAUGCGAUAUUUUAGUGUCAAAUAUUUAGUAACUCAUCGGCUUAUGUAUUUUUCUAUAAAAGAUUCACUUACUGACUACAAAAUCCAUAUUUUAAGCCUUAAUUAUCCAGUUUUUCCAUGUUAAAACACUUCAGUUUAUUGUGUCGUCCACCAUAUUGUAUGCUGUUUAGGCGUGACGUCAUACACGUGCAAGUAGUUAUUAUUUACGUCAUCAAGUUUCCUAGAUCUAGUACAUUUUUCUAGUAGGGGGUUCCUGUCUAUACUGUUUGACGAAAACUUUUAUUAUUUAUUCGUAUAUUUUAGCGCACAUUCAACUACCACUCCUUAUAUUGUACUUUUAUAUUUAUAUGAUGAUUGUUCGCAGAGAUAUUAUCUUUUUACUGCUAUUAAGCCGUGCACAUGUACGUCUUUUCUACUGCUGUUUGAGGUGUCGGAACUGUUUGAAAUACUUUUGCGCCCCUUUGUUAGUUUUUCUUGAACUAUCUCAAACACUGUUGAUUUUGUUUGAAGUACCCGUAUAUAAGGCGGUGUUUACUGUUUGACAGCACUCCGCAGCCAGUAAAAUCUUGAGCAUAGCUUUCUGUAGAAAUUCGUUUCAGCACUAUAAAUCCAUUAUAAAAUACCUUAGCAUUUAUUUGGUAAUAAUACGUUAUAUUUAACAUAAUAAUUUUAAAGCAUUAAUAGAAAUACUUUGUUAAUUCUUAAGGUUUAGCUUUCUGAAUCUCGUUUGGUAAUUUUUCGGAAACAUUCUGCAGUUUUCUUAAUUUUAUCGUAGAUAAAAUACCAGUGAUUUAUAGGAUUCUUAAUUCUUGUAUUUAGUAAGCCACCGACACCUCACUUGAUAUUUGAAUAAUGCUAUUGUUGCUUUGAAUAGUUGUUUGUUGCCGACAUUGUUCAAUUUCGGUAUUUUUCUAGAUCUAGUCAAGUAUCUUACCAUUAAUAAAUUUCAUAAACCGUUA